GCACUGACUGGCGGCACUGACUGGCACAACCCCUGGGCACUGACUGGUGGCACUGACUGGCAGCACUGCUGGGCUGCACUGGUGGGUGGCACUGGUGGGUGGGCACAGGUGGGUGGCACUGGUGGGCACAGGUGGGUGGCACUUCUGGGCACAGGUAGGUGGCACUGCAGAGUGGCACAGGUGGGGGCACUGCUGGGCACAGGUGGGGGCACUGCUGGGAACGGGUGGGCGGGGCUAGUGGGCGCACUGCUGGGCAGAACUUGCGGGUGUCACUGCUGGGCACCGAUCAUCAGGGCACUG
Messenger RNA from Staurois parvus, 300 nucleotides. The record is from the annotation of a GenBank genome assembly. NCBI's taxonomy places the organism in Eukaryota, Metazoa, Chordata, Amphibia, Anura, Ranidae.